AUGCCUGUUUCUAUGCGAGCAGUGGACGUCAAAGAUGGAGCUGGGCCAGCGUCAGCUCUCUUCAUCAACGACGCCGUUCCCGUUCCAGAAGUCAUGCCAGGGGAAUGCCUCGUAAAGAUUAAAGCAUUUGGUAUUAAUCGAGGUGACAUAUUGCAGCGUGACGGCAAGUACCCUGGCAUUUCUCAUCUGACCAAGAUCAUGGGUCUCGAGUUUAGUGGCGUAAUUGCCCAUCUGAACGCAGAAGAGGACAUCUCGGAUGGAUGGAGGGUCGGAGAUGAAGUCUUUGGACUCCUGUAUGGCGGUGGGUAUGCAGAGUACGUGAACGUGGACAGAAGAAUGCUCAUCAGGAAGCCGAAGGAGCUUUCAUUCGAGCAGUUGGGCGGCCUUUGCGAGACAUGGUUUACCGCUCUGCAGGCACUUCACUUCGUUGGCCAGUACAGCCCCGAGACCACCAGAUCAAUCCUAUGGCAUGCUGGCGCCUCAGCUGUAUCUGUCGCGGGCAUCCAGCUCUCCAGGAAUGCGCAUCUGAUUACCUCUUCGCCCAACGUGCAAGCACCCAAGGUUUUUGCCACGGCCCGCACACAGGACAAGUGCAAUUUUGCCGUCAACGAGCUCGGCGCAACAUGCACCGUAAAUCUCUCGCACCACCCGGACAAGCGCAGCUGGGCCGACGAUAUCAAGGCUAAGAAUGGCGGACAGGGCGUGGAUCUCGUGAUUGAUUUCCUAGGGGGUCCAUACUUGCAGUCCAAUCUCGACGUGUUGGCCCUUGACGGCUGCAUCGUUCAGCUUGGAUGGCUUGACGGCCCUGUAUCGCAGGGCAACUUGAACAUUGCCGGGUUUUUGACAAAGCGCGCUCGUGUUCAGGGGAGCCAGCUCAGGUCGCGAAGCUUGGAAUACCAAAUUAAACUACGUGACUUCUUCGAGGCAAAUGUACUUCCUGGGCUUGUAGAUGGGCGGUUCAAGCACGUUGUUGAGCGUGUCAUUCCGUGGGAGCGUGUAGCUGAAGCGCAUCAGCUGCUUGAGGGCAACAGAACCAAGGGCAAGGUUGUGUGCGUUGUUGGGUGA
This is a messenger RNA of Metarhizium album ARSEF 1941, 1065 nucleotides long. RefSeq names its product oxidoreductase, zinc-binding dehydrogenase family protein. The transcript is spliced from 3 exons. Gene Ontology annotation, molecular function: oxidoreductase activity. Lineage: Eukaryota; Fungi; Ascomycota; Sordariomycetes; Hypocreales; Clavicipitaceae. The record is from RefSeq and is a predicted model, not a curated record. The coding region runs from base 1 to 1065 and encodes 354 amino acids.